AAAAAUUUAAUUUGCACUUUUUUGUUUAGUAUUUUAGGUUUUGUUUACAUGUGAAAAGGGAGAAAGAUGAUUUAAUAGUUUCAUGAAGCUUUAUUGUUGAUGUUACGGAGUAAAUGUUAAAAGUUUUGUAUUACCAAUUCGAAGUUUGUGCCCCCCCCCUUAGACAAGUCCCUGAAAUAACUGCUUUUUCAGUUACUCAGUUUAGACAUGCAGGCUCUGGAAACAACAUGCAGGGAUGUGGGCCCGUAAUGCUGACAAGGGAACAAAAAAAAUUCCAUAACAGACUUGCCCCAUAUCUCUGGAUGAGCAAGCUGCUCUCUGCCCUUGGUGGAAACACGGUUUCGGGUAGCAGAGUGAUGCAGCUUUUCUCCACUGCGGGGUCUCGGGCUGUGUUUUUUUACAAUACCACCUCCAGCGCUCACAGCUGGCAGAAGUAAACAAACACCGGACCCCUGUUUCCUAGUCAUGUUCCAUUACAUUCCUUUGAGGCGUUUACAGUAACACCAAUCGUCUUCUAAAACAACGGAUUACAACUAUAACCUCAGAAGAUUAGAUCAAUAACGACUGACUGUCAGAUCAAGAUUUACAGUCAGGUUUCCUUGUCUUUUAUGUUUGUUUUUGUCUUGAAUUGAACAUAAAAUGUGUUUCUUUAAAAAAUGUCAGCCCUUCUGCACAUUUUUUGUUCCGUUUCUUUCUAUAAUAUCACCUUCCCUUUAAUUAACUGCUAAUUUCACUGAUUUGUUAAUGAAACUAACUGUUUUUGACUCUAUCUUUCCUCAUAAUGAAUCGCUACCCCUGACUAAGAAAAUCACUUUAUUUUUACUAACCCUCUCUCUAACAUCCUCCUUCAUAUUUCUCAGGAACUAAUGAAACCACCCCCAUGAAACCAAACGCAACCUCUCCACCUAUUAAGGUUUAUGUUAACAGAAAGCAAGUGUUUAACCUUGGGAGCAGCGUUAACCUGACAUGCAGCAGUAGGACAUGGAAGGACACCCUCUAUGUUAUUUGGAAUUUAGACUUGAAACACAAAACCUGUCGGAUCUCUUAUUGCAAUGAGGGGGAAAAUGUUGACACUUGCAAUGAUGGCAAGCUUCUGCAGAACACUACGGCUGGUCAGUCGUACCUACACAUCCCAAAUAUUUCAGCUGAUGAUGUGGGUCUCUACUGGUGUGAGUCAGUAUACGUAGGAGGAAAUGAUAAUUAUAAGAUCAACGUGACUAUCACAGUUCCUCCCACUUUAUCUGCCUGGUUGGAACGAAGGGGCAACGAGAUGCUUGCAAUGUGCAGAGCUGAAGGAGGAUAUCCUGCUGCCAACAUCAGCUGGAGUCUUACGGGAAACUCUGAGUCUGUGAAAACGCUGCCUGGCUCAGAUGGAUUUGUUACAGUAGAAAGUGAGCUGGAGCUUCUUGAAGGCAUGAAUCCAGAAAACCUGAGCUGUAUCGUCAGACACCAGUCCUGGGAUCAGGAGAGGAGUUUGGUGCCACAACCCAGAGAAGGUCAGGAUUCUGCAAGAGAAUAUAAACUUUGGAUCUUCCUGCUUGUUAUCGGGGUGCUUUUUGUUCUGUUGGCUGCCUUUAUUGUUCUUGUACUCAAGAAAGUAAAACUAUCAAGACGCUGUCAACAUGUCGACACGCCAAACAAGUCUCCAACAAUAGAGGAUGUGGAGGAAGUCGAGCCCUACGCCAGCUAUGUACAACGUGUCAACUCAAUCUACAAUUAACCUGCAGAUAUGCUUGCAACAAAAAAAAGAGAAAAAGAAAAAAAAUUCCUCCGCAUGCAGUACAGUCACACCUAAACGCAUGUCUUGGGAGUUUGUGAGAAACCGUGAAACUGAGAAAUGGUGAAAUGGUAAUGAGAACGAAGGGUAAGAUCAAAGGUUUCUGAAGAGAGGGAAGCCUCUCGAUUCAGAGUCAACAGCGGAGACUGAUGGAACAGGGGAUGUACCAGAUGUUACACUCAGGUUGCUGUAGCUGCCCACUGCUGUCUGAGUGGGCCUCAUGAGGAACAUUAAUUAUUACUUCAAAUGCACUGGAAAGAACUGCACUCUACACCAAAUGCAAGACGACUACAGAACUUGGAUUUCUAACCGUAAUUAUCUUUAUUUAUCAGAAGACACUGGUCUUCUAACAGACUGUAAAACCAGAGUUCUUCAAAAUAAUGAAGUAAUGAUAUGUGUUAAUUUUAUUUUUGACUGAGUAAAUUAUGCUAAUUAAAUUCAUUUUAAAAGCUGAUGUGAAGUUUUAUUUAUUUAUGGUUUCACAUCAGUGAGAUAACGCCAAAAAUAUCUUUUACAGCCUACUGCUGAUGAACUGAAACAUUCAGGUGGUAGAAAACCGAUGGCCCCUUAUCACUUGUUCACCAUGCAAUUUUAAAUUUUUUUUUGUGAACUUCACAAUAAACACCUGUUCUGAGAAUACAGACACUGGAAAAAGUGCACUCUCCCAUCUACUGGUGGAUUUCAGAACUUCAUUCUCAAUACUUUUACAGAUUUUCCACACUUUUUAAUUUUGUAAAUUACUUUCUAAAAUGUAUGCAAAACAUUAAAAACAUUGAAAAAAUA
Messenger RNA from Nothobranchius furzeri (turquoise killifish), 2560 nucleotides. Lineage: Eukaryota; Metazoa; Chordata; Actinopteri; Cyprinodontiformes; Nothobranchiidae. The record is from RefSeq and is a predicted model, not a curated record.